AUGCCAUCUUCUGGAAACGAGCCUGCUCGACAGAAAGUACCUAUCGUGCCAUCCAACAAAGAUCGCCUGUACGUUGCUCUCUAUGCCCGCGGAGGCAAGGCUAGAAUGCCAGGCAAGGAAGACACAUAUCACUGGGCCGUACACACCGGACCCAAGAGUCCCACCGAACAGAGGCUUGGAGUCCGCUAUCACACCAAAGAGCGACUCACCGUGGAAGGCAAGUCCGAGUUCAUCUUCGAAGAAAGCGAGGUCUCCCCGCAGAUGGUACUUGUGCGCAUCGCUAUAGCAAAGAUCUUGGACCAAGACCGUGCAGUCGAAAUUCUCCGCAGUACAGCCAUCCGCCAGAAUGCCACAGAAUGGAACUGUGUGUCCUGGGUCCAAGAAGCUCUGGGUGUGCUGAAUGUCGAUUCGCGGGCUCUGGGGACACGGACCCUCGACUGGGUAAGGGUGCGCGAUGCAGCGAUGGAGUAUUGCCAACGAAAGAAGGACCAGCAUCGUUUGGAUGGGAAGGGGGAUUGCGAUAUGGGUGCUGUUCCCACCUAUGACCUGAUGGUGGGGAGGGAGCUUGCUGUUCAGGUAUCCGAGUGUCACUGGGCAAGCAUGUUCGGUUCCUAA
Molecule: messenger RNA, 615 nt
Organism: Aspergillus fijiensis CBS 313.89
Lineage: Eukaryota; Fungi; Ascomycota; Eurotiomycetes; Eurotiales; Aspergillaceae
Exons: 3
Coding region: 1-615 (204 amino acids)
Source: RefSeq, a predicted model, not a curated record